AUGGUGGCAGAUUUUGAUACUAAAGACACCAGUGUCACUAGUGCGACUAGUGACACUAGUGGCACUAGUGGCACUAGUGACACUACCACCACUACAUUUUCUGUUUAUUUUCCUCAACCCUCCCUCAACCCAUCUCAAUCUUCACACAACCCUCGCUCAAACCUCCCUCAACCCACCCUCAAAUCUCCCUCAAACCUCACUCAACCCUCUCUCAAUUCUCCCUCAACCCUAUCUCAAAGCUUCAUCAACCCUACCACAAACCUUCCUCACGCCUCCCUCAACCCUCGCUCAAGCCUUCCUCAACCCUCGCUCAAUCCUUCCUCAACCCUCGCUCAAUCCUCCCUCAACCCUUACCCUGGCGACCGAUGUUCUUACUUCUGUUGCCCUCGCGUGCCCAUCACGAGGGUCGGCUGCCCUCGCGUGCCCAUCACGAGGGUCGGCUGCCCUCGCGUGCCCAUCACGAGGGUCAGAUGCCCUUGCGUGCCCAUCACGAGGGUCAGCUGCCCUCGCGUGCCCAUCACGAGGGUCGACUGCCCUCGCGUGCCCAUCACGAGGGUCAGAUGCCCUUGCGUGCCCAUCACGAGGGUUGGCUGCCCUCGCGUGCCCAUCACGAGGGUCAGAUGCCCUUGCGUGCCCAUCACGAGGGUCAGCUGCCCUCGCGUGCCCAUCACGAGGGUCGACUGCCCUCGCGUGCCCAUCACGAGGGUCAGAUGCCCUUGCGUGCCCAUCACGAGGGUCAGCUGCCCUCGCGUGCCCAUCACGAGGGUCGACUGCCCUCGCGUGCCCAUCACGAGGGUCAGAUGCCCUUGCGUGCCCAUCACGAGGGUUGGCUGCCCUCGCGUGCCCAUCACGAGGGUUGGCUGCCCUCGCGUGCCCAUCACGAGGGUCGACUGCCCUCGCGUGCCCAUCACGAGGGUCGGAUGCCCUCGCGUGCCCAUCACGAGGGUCGGCUGCCCUCGCGUGCCCAUCACGAGGGGCAGCUCCCCUCACGAGCUCAUAACGCGGAAUGAACUCUGCAUCUUCAAAAGAAUGAACUCUGUUAUUUUCAACAGAAUCAACUCUGUUAUCUUCAACAGAAUCAACUCUGUUAUCUUCAACAGAAUGAACUCUGUUAUCUUCAACAGAAUAAACUCUAUCAUCAACAGAAUCAACACUGCUAUCAUCAACAGAAUCAACUCUGUUAUCAUCAACAGAAUCACCACUGUUAUUAUCAACCGAUAUGAUGGCUAUUGA
This is a messenger RNA of Hyalella azteca, 1233 nucleotides long. Its product is annotated as SH3 domain-containing protein C23A1.17-like. The transcript has 4 exons. NCBI's taxonomy places the organism in Eukaryota, Metazoa, Arthropoda, Malacostraca, Amphipoda, Hyalellidae. Bases 1 to 1233 code for a protein of 410 amino acids. The record is from RefSeq and is a predicted model, not a curated record.